This is a messenger RNA of Triplophysa rosa, 4070 nucleotides long. RefSeq names its product patched domain containing 3a (gene ptchd3a). The transcript has 5 exons. Lineage: Eukaryota; Metazoa; Chordata; Actinopteri; Cypriniformes; Nemacheilidae. Gene Ontology annotation, cellular component: membrane. Bases 308 to 3319 code for a protein of 1003 amino acids. The record is from RefSeq and is a predicted model, not a curated record.
ACAACCUCUGAUGGCAGCUCUGUCAUCCCCCACUCAGGCACCAUGAAGACCUGUCACCAUGACAACAGCCCACUGUCCAUGUACUCCAUGGGAUGCUGAAACGGACCUGUAGCACCACCUAGUGGACAACAAGAUUAUAAUUAAUUAUUUUGCGCAUUAAGGUUUUAAGUUUCAAGUAUAUACCCUUUGAUACACUUAUAAAUAUAACUUUUGUCAAUAAAAGUUCGUCGUUUGAAGCCCCAAUUAUCCCCUAAAUCAAAGUUUUGAGAGCUGAAGACACUUUUGUUGGGACAAUUAAACAGCAUGAAUGGAGCUCUGUUCAUUAAUGAACUUGACUGUCAUUCUCUUCUCAUAUCACUCUGUGCUGAUGGAGCGAAAAGAGCCAAAACCACGCCACUGCGUGGAGAAGCCCAUCUCCAUCUGCUUCCAGAGGUUCGGCCGCUUCGUGGGAACCCAUCCGUGGUGGUUCUUCAUCUCUCCUCUGUUUAUCUCUGCCGUGUUGGGCAGUGGAUUUUAUUUCUUACAGGAUCGCGAGGCCAAUGACAUCGAGGACCAGUUCACACCAGUGAACGGUCCUGCCAAACUGGAGAGGCAGUUCGUGCAGGAGAACUUUCCUCCGAACGACUCGGUGUUCUCCAACCAAAGACUGUACACGGAUGGAGUUUACGCAUCUUUUAUUGCUGUCUCAACGUCCUCCAACAUCCUCGUGGAUUCUGCGUUUCAGGAGAUUGUCACUUUGGACAGGAAAGUCAGGGAACUGAAUGUGUCCAUGGGUCACGAGGUGCUCACUUUUGAGGAGCUUUGCGCACGAAGGUACAAGAAGUGCAUACCCAAUAAGAUACUGGAUAUUUAUCUAUAUUACGGGAAAAAGGUGGAAAUGACCGAGCUCACCUUUCCGUUUUUUCGUUUUGGGUCCUCGCACAUUUUCCUGGGCUAUUCUGUUGGUGGAGUGAAUGUUAAUUCUUCUGUUAUUAAAAGUGCCAAGGCAUUGCGCCUCUUUUAUUUCCUCAAGGAUCACAAUCGCUCCAGAACAGAUUUAUGGCUGAAUGAAUUCCUCAGGGUAUUUUCUUACAAUUCAUCGCUAAACUGCAUUAAGGUGACCCACUCCACAUCUUUGUCAAGGCAGGUGGAAUUUGAGGCAAACACAAAGGAUGUUAUUCCACUCUUCUCUAUCACAUAUGUCAUUGCCAUUGCAUUCUCCAUUCUCUCUUGUUUAAGGUUUGAUUGUGUCAUGAACAAAGUAUGGGUGGCAACGUUUGGAGUUUUCUCUGCCGGACUAGCUGUUCUUUCCUCUUUUGGGAUGAUGUUACACAUUGGAGUCCCAUUUGUCAUGACAGUAGCUAAUUCACCUUUCUUGAUAUUGGGGAUCGGAGUGGACGACAUGUUCAUCCUCAUCUCCUGUUGGCAGCAGACGAAUGUGCACGAUCGAGUGGAGACCCGCCUGGCGAACACAUACAAAGAGGCGGCCAUCUCGAUCACCAUCACCACGCUCACAGAUGUCCUCGCCUUCUACAUCGGCCUCAUGACGCCCUUCCGUUCGGUUCGCUCCUUUUGCUUGUACACCAGCACCUCCAUCCUGUUCUGCUACAUCUACAGCAUCACGUUCUUUGGUGCGUUUCUCGUUCUCAACGGGAGGCGCGAGAACCGAAACAAGCACUGGCUGACCUGCACGAAAGUUCCAGAGGAGUGUCCCGCGGGUCAGUCGAAAUGGUACGAGCGGUGUUGCGUGGGCGGAGCUUACGACCCCCAUACCGGCACAGAGGAGGUGCAACCCAUGAAUCACUUCUUUAAAAAGUACUACGGCCCUUUCCUGACCAAAUCGUGGACUAAGGUCUUUGUGAUUCUGUUGUAUUGCAUCUACUUGAUUGUUAGCAUUUACGGCUGCUUUCAGAUUCAGGAGGGGAUUGACCUUCGUAAUUUGGCGGCCGACGAUUCUUACGUAGUGAAGUACUACGAUGACGAGAAAGCGUACUACUCCGAAUACGGCCCCAAUAUCAUGGUCGUCAUUCGACGAGAAUUUCCAUAUUGGGAUGAAACGUACAUGUCAGAUCUGGAAUCUUGCAUCGAAGAUUUUAAGAAUUUAUCUUUUAUCGAAAAGGAUAUAUUUACAUCUUGGAUUAAAUCGUACAAGUACUACGGCCAUCACACCAAACUCGAUCUGAGUGCGGAGAACGUUUUCAAAGACAAUUUAGGAACAUUUCUCAGAUUUUAUUCGGACUUCAAACAGGAUGUCAAUUUCACCAACAACUCCAUCCAUGCGUCUCGGUUCUUCAUACAGACGGUAAACAUCUCCACAGCCUUGGAUGAGAUGAACAUGUUGAACAAGCUAAGAGACACAGCACAGAGGUGUCCGGUACCCUUACUAGUGUACCACCCAGCAUUCAUCUACCAUGACCAGUAUGCCGUGAUAGUCAGCAACACCAUUCAGAACAUUGGCGUUACGACAGCCGUGAUGUUGAUCAUCUCUCUCCUGCUCAUCCCAAACCCUCUGUGCUCCCUUUGGGUGACUUUUUCAAUCGCAUCUGUCAUCGUUGGGGUCACUGGGUUCAUGGCAUUGUGGGAUGUUCAUUUAGACACCAUCUCUAUGAUCAUUCUUGUCGUCUGCAUUGGUUUUUCUGUGGAUUUCUCUGCUCACAUAUCAUACGCCUUCGUCUCCAAUAAGAAGCCCAGUGCGAAUGAAAAAGCAGUGGAAGCCCUUUUUCAUUUAGGUUACCCUAUUUUGCAAGGGGCGGUGUCGACUAUUCUUGAGGUGGUUGUGUUGUCUGCGUCGAAGAAUUACAUCUUCAGAACAUUCUUCAAAAUCAUGUUCCUGGUGAUCUUCUUUGGACUCAUCCACGGUUUGACCUUCAUCCCAGUUUUCCUGACCUUCUUUGACAUGUGUAGCGGGACACCGGCUAAAAUCAACAGUAAAAAUAAAGCAGAGGAAGAGGUCAUGAAGAACAGCCAUACCAAUAAUAUUCAUCCAAAGACUAAAGACGGUGAGAUUAAAGAGCUGAACGUUUAUGACAAUCACACUUUUCAACCCAGCGACCAUCAGGUUGGUCAAACUCAACCCUGCUCUGCCGUUUGGAUGAUAACCGGCAAUAAUGGUCACGUUCAAGAUGAUCGGAUGUGCAUGGCGAGCACUGUCCCGAUGUUCAGAGUGGACAUGCAGACUUAUGACGUUCACAUGUAUACAGCCUCCGAUGAUAAAAGGUUUAAAGUGAACGGUCACUCCAAACAAGGCUCUGAAGAUCAGAAUUGUGUUUUAGGAAAUAGCAACCACAUUCAAGAUUCACAUGUUCCCACUCUGAAUUGUUCAAACGUGGACGCUUCGUGAAAUGUGAAAUUUUUUUCAAAUAUGUUUGCAUUGACUUUUUGUUUUAAAGGCAUAGUUCACUCAAAAAUUUGAAUUCUUUUAUCAUUUACACUUAUGUCAUUUCAAACCUAUAUGACUUUCUUUCUUCUGCAGAACUCGAAAGACGAGAUUUCGGACAAUGCUGGUAACCAAAAGACAUUUAACCCCAUUGACUUCAACUUUAUAGAAAAUGUCUUAUUUCUUGAAAUAUCUUUUUUUGUUUCACACAAGAGGCAUUUACAUAAAUGACAUGAGGGUGAAUAAAUGAUGACUGAAUUUUCGGGUGAACUAUCCCUUUUAGUAAUUGAUGUAAAUCUAAGUCACCAUCUAUUGGUAAAAAUAAAGCAAUGUUAUAUCAAUUUAAUAAAAUGUAUUGUUUAUACACUUUACACUUGUUCCAUUUUGGCAGCAGUUCUGUGGUUUUAAUACUCCUUAAAAUAUGUUCAAUGCUGGCAAAUGAAGCUUUUAAAAGCUCAUGGUUUAUGCUUUGAGUUACGGGAUUGUGUGAAGCAAUGCGGUUUAAAAUCACUUUUAAAAAUGUCCAUAAAAUUCUUUAUCACUGAUGUAAGCAAUGUACAAAUCUUAGGAGAUGUUUUAUUUUGCCGAACAUGUGAAUAUUCUUUAGCUUUGUUUAAAAUGUAGAACGAUAGUUUUUCUUGAAUUUUGGUUUAAUUCUUUAAGCUAAUGAAAUGCACAUGAAGUAAAUACACAACAUUUUUAUAUUUCCAGUAUU